AGCAUGAGGCGGCGCUUGGCUUCGUGCGCGGGGAGGGAGCGUUUUCCAGCAAGCGGCGGCGGCGGCGGCGCGGUAGCGGGAACUGGGCGGCCGAGCAACCGAUUGCCAUGGCGUUCUGGCAGGCGCGCGAUUUUCUCUUCUGCGGCGUAUGCGGCACCCUCCUCACCUUCGACUCCGUCCACUCCGCCUCCUGCCCUCUAUGCGGCUUCAAGCGCGGUGCCAAAGAGAUGGAAGGGAAACAAAUACAGUACACCAUGACCGCCGAGGACAUUCGAAGAGGGUUAAAGACACUGACGGAGGAAAUUGUUGUGCAAAGACCAAAGACAAAUAAAACCUGUAAAUUUUGCGACCAUCCAGAAGCCGAAUACUACAGCUUGCAGAUGCGUUCAGCAGAUGAGGGAGAGACGAUAUUCUACACAUGUACAAAAUGUGAAAAAAAUUUCAAAGACGACUGAGGGACUUUUCUACCACUUUUACGGAUAUGGUGUUGGUGCUAAAGAAAUUUCCAGCGUUGACCUGACAAAUGAUGUUAAACUAGUAGUUGAAAUCUACUCCUUGACAUUGCUACAUGGAUGCGCAGAUCCAUGCGUUGUGCCAAACUUCUUUUGAUGGACCUGUUUCGUAUUUUAUUCGAGUGGCUUCAAACUUUCCAAUCGCUAUUGAUCUGAGCUGCAUUUUCGAA
Molecule: messenger RNA, 682 nt
Organism: Sorghum bicolor (sorghum)
Lineage: Eukaryota; Viridiplantae; Streptophyta; Magnoliopsida; Poales; Poaceae
Product: DNA-directed RNA polymerase I subunit RPA12
Exons: 5
Coding region: 108-455 (115 amino acids)
Biological process (GO): termination of RNA polymerase I transcription; DNA-templated transcription
Cellular component (GO): RNA polymerase I complex
Molecular function (GO): zinc ion binding; DNA-directed RNA polymerase activity; nucleic acid binding
Source: RefSeq, a predicted model, not a curated record